AUGUCUAAAGGGGCGCUAGCACAUCGAAUUGAAGACUUGGAAGCUCGGCUGGCUGCAGCGAUAGAGGGAAAUGCACCCGAUGCCGUAGAAGGCCCUCAAGAGACCGCAGGGGUGUCCGGAAAUACCUCGCUGCGUCCUCCAGGCAUGAAGAAGCGUCAUUUAGGCGACGGAGUCCGCUUUUUGACCUUGUGCCAUGAAGAUAGCCAAGAACCAACUUACCUCGGGCCAUCCUCCGGUCUCUCAGUGGCGGAGAAUAUCAGUCGAAUAGUUCACGACACGGUCGGAAUGAAAUUGUUGCCCAUCAAUGGGUGCAAUCAGCAGCCCGAAGCGAUAUUACCAAACACCAACGAAACCAAAGCUGAUCCUCCCGAUGACACAGUAGGAUCUCAAAUUCUCGAUGCGUAUUUCAAAAACAUGCACGUGCGACUCCCAUUUUUGGAUCAAAUCGAGAUUUAUCAAUCGCACGCCAGAAGACACCAGCCCCCUGAAGCUACCCUAGAAGCGCAGUUUGUUCGAUUCAAAUUAUACAUGGUCUAUGCAAUCGGAGCUGCAAUAUGUCAAAUGACAGAAAUGUAUGACUCGACAACUCCUAAUGCAUUUCUGAUCGCCGCACUACAGUUCGAUCCGACCCUCAGGGAAUCUAUUUCGGUUGGAAGCAUAGAGGCAACGCUUCUGCUUGCUCUAUACAACCUUCGGUCGAACUCAAACUCGAGUGUCUGGUAUAUGAUUGGACUGGCAAUGAGAACCUGCGUGGACUUUGGAUUACACAGAGAGGCUUGUUAUCGAAGAAUCGGCCCUCAUGAAGCGGAGUUGCGACGCCGGCUUUUUUGGAGCGUUUAUCUCAUGGAGAGAUACACGGCCUCAUCAUCGGGAAGACCUUUUAGUAUUGCUGAAGAGGAAAUUGAUGCUGCACCUCCGUCAAAUUUAGAGGAUUCGAUGGACAGUGAUGAUAUGAUUAAUAGGAUGUUCAAUUAUCCUUCAAGCAGUCGAGGAAUACCACAGACGGCAAGACUUGGAAGAUUCAUAGCCUUGAUUCAACUGCAACGAAUAGUGUCUCGAAUACAUACACGCAUCUACCGCGUCGACAAGCAUAUCUCCACUUUACUUCCGGACAUCGCUCCUCUCCUGUCUUCUUUGCUGGAGUACAAAGAGACUUUGCUAUGCCUUGACGUACAAGAGGGAGAUUUUGUGCAUAUGCACUGGCACAACUCUAUCCGCAUACUCCUACAACCCUUCUUGGGUAUCCUGCAUCCUCAAGACAAACUUAUGAGCGAUUGCCUCUUUUCCUCGGGACAGAUGUGUCAGAUUUUCAAGAAGAUGCGACAAAGAGACUCUUGCGGCUACUCGUUUCUACUCGUCAAUUCAGUCUUCAUGGCCGGUCUCACGAUGUGCUUUUGCGUAUUUCGAUCUCCCGGCCUUUGGACUCCAAAUGUGUCAAAUGAUCUCCGUGCCUGUUCCUCGGCAUUGUUUUCAAUGGCUGAGCGGAACCAAAGAUUAAAGCGUUACCGCGACGGGCUCGAAACAAUCAUUAACCGAGCGGUAGAUUUUGUUCAAAGAGCAUCUGAAGCGCAGCAAUUAAACCUAGGCGGCAGUAUUACACAGAACCCUAUUGGACUCGGGCAGCCAUUGCAGGUGGCCACUCCACCAGAAGCCACACAGAGUCUCGAGUCUCAUAUGCAACCUCUCCAGCAGCCCAAUAACGCCUGCGGCGUAGGUCCUGAGUCUUUCGACUUUCCCGUUCCCGAUCUCUUUCAGGAUCUUCAAGAUCUUCCAAUCAAUUUACAGAACAGUCUGCCUUGGGGCAAUGCGGAUAUUAGGCAUCCCUUUGAUGGUAUUUUCGCCGAUAAUUUAUGGGUUGGCGAUGAUUUACCCAUGUUAGACGGAUUUGAGCAGCAAUAUUGA
Messenger RNA from Penicillium riverlandense, 1902 nucleotides. Its product is annotated as fungal specific transcription factor domain-containing protein. Gene Ontology annotation, biological process: DNA-templated transcription; positive regulation of transcription by RNA polymerase II. NCBI's taxonomy places the organism in Eukaryota, Fungi, Ascomycota, Eurotiomycetes, Eurotiales, Aspergillaceae. Gene Ontology annotation, molecular function: sequence-specific DNA binding; zinc ion binding; DNA-binding transcription factor activity, RNA polymerase II-specific. The record is from RefSeq and is a predicted model, not a curated record. The transcript has 2 exons. Bases 1 to 1902 code for a protein of 633 amino acids.